Labrus bergylta (ballan wrasse) is the source of this 2519-nucleotide messenger RNA. Lineage: Eukaryota; Metazoa; Chordata; Actinopteri; Labriformes; Labridae. The record is from RefSeq and is a predicted model, not a curated record.
UUGAACGUGCAGCGGGGAAACACUGCCGCAGUUGUGUUCAUGUUAGCUAGAAGUGGUUUGUCUAAUGGGGCUAAUUCAACUAGGGUGUAAUAUUUACAGUCUAUGGUGUAAACCAACGCGACAAUAUGGAUGUUAGCUUUCAACUCAGGGCGGCGCGGUAACUUAACGUAUUUGUUUCGUACGCAUCGCAAGGCAUUAAAGGGCAACGAACCUCUAACCAAAGCUAAACAGCGUUAGCCUAGCUUAUUGGUUACGUCACGAGUGUAUGGUCUGUAACGUACUGGCCAACUCUAUCGUCACAGCUUCAGCCAAACAAACAAAAAGAGACCUAACACUCACGAAUAUGCUCAUGUAACACCUUUUCAUCGCCGAGUGUGGUUUUCCUUAUCAUAAAUAACAGGCUGACACUCUUACAUUAAGAUGCCUAUCCGAGCAUAUUGCACCAUUUGCUCUGAUUUCUUCGAUCACUCCAGAGAUGUUGCUGCAAUCCACUGCGGACACACUUUCCACUAUGAAUGUCUGCUCCAGUGGUUUCAGACGGCGCCCACUAAAACCUGCCCACAAUGUAGAAAACAGGUCAGCACCAGACACAUUAUCAGCAAGCUGUUCUUUGACAUUGGUGGAGAAGAGGAGGCAACAGCGGACCCUGAGAGCUUGCAGAAUGAGGUCGAUAGGAUGAAGGCAAUUUUAAGCUCUAAAGAGCGAGACUGGCGGGACAAGCAGAAGGUGGUGGAGGGCUUGAAGGACACUGUGGAGAGGCAGCGGAGAGACCUGGACGGUGUGCGGAAAGACGUUAUGGAAAAGGAGAUGCUGUGUUCUGCCCUCAGAAAACAGAUGUCCUACCUUGAGACACAACAGAAUGACGUUCAGUCAGCCAAGGAGGAAGCCCGGCGACUCAGGACCAAAAUGAAAACUUUUGAAAGUUUGGAGGUGUUAUUACAGGGCCAGAGAGCUGAGGUGGAGUCCAUGAUCACAGAUAUGGGCAUCAGCCAAGCAGCAAUGGAGCAACUCUCUAUCUACUGUAUCUCUCUCAAAAAAGAGUAUGAUAAUCUAAAGGGAAGCCUGAAAUCUUCAAAUGACAUGUGUGAGAAGCUCAAGAGAGAAGUGCUCACCUCAAACAAUAAGUUACACAAAGCCUCACUGGAGGUGAAGCAGACCAACGAGGACAUGAAGUCACUGCAGAGCGAUUUGGCCAACGCUGACAAAGAGAUCUCUAGUCUGAAGAAGAAAGUGGAGUUUCUGCAGAGGACUCUGAGCACUCCGACACGGACGAAUGAAGCCCUGAGUCGACUAGUUUUUGAGAGCCCAGCACCAAUGGAGCUGAAACAGCCUUAUCUCCACCACACAGCAGGUAGCAAUGAUAUUGACCUCAAUAUGACUUAUGACGUCACUACGCCUGAUAAUGUAGGCAAGAAGCCGAUGCAGGUCCCAUCAAAGAAGAUGCGGCUGGACCCUCCAGCGUCUUCUAUGUCCAAGCACAAUGAGAAAUGUUCAGCUAAAAGCAAGGCUCGAGAUGAGGAGGGAUCCAUUGAUCCUUUUUUGAGGAACUCGCUCCUCUUCAGAAAGAAGACGUUCGGUAGUAUGUUGGACCCUCAGAGGAAGCCAGGCGCUGUGAGGACUGGCUAUGAUGGUUUAGGAGGACGUACUAAAUUCAUCCAACCUUCUCCUUUAUCAGAGAUUCGUCCGCUGAUGAAAGCUAAAAGGAAAAAGGUAACCAGGCCCCUUCCCAAGAUUGCGACCUGCCUGACAUUGGACAGCUUCCUUGAGUAAAUGACGACAUCCGUGUAUCUGGAAAGGGAAUCAAAGGACAGAUUGCUGCACAUGAUGAAGCAUAUUGGUGCUCCUGUGGCACUUAUAACCAGCUACUCAUCACCAAACAGGACUACAUGUUUGAACUUUUAUUUCAAAAGCAGUAACUAACCAUAAUUGUGACACGAGGUUGACUCAGUCAACUUGCUGUAUAUAUUUUUUUAAGUGAUGACUAGAACUGAUGAAUAUGUGUGUGGUCAGUGUCUCGACCAGCCUUCUACUUGUUGUUUUGUGUGUGUGUUUCGUAUGUGAGAGACAAAGCCAACUUAUUUGGGUCCAUUUGAAUGUCAGUACUCUGUUGUAUGUCCUUUAAAAUCAUUGCUGCAUCUGUUCUCUUUAAUAUGAUAAAUAUUCAGUUAUUUUUCUACACUUCUCCUUGAACACCUACAUGUGGAUAUACUGUAGUUUUUUUUUUUUAAAAAAGGUCCUGUCGCAUGUAAAUCAACUCAAAUAAACAAAAGGGUUUUUUUUGUUUUUUUUUUAAAUUAAGGUUUGUGUGGGGUCUGCCAUCAAGUCCCUCUUUUUUAGGAUUGUAUUUACAAUGAGGUGUUCCAGCCUCAAGAUGGCAGUACAGACUGUUUUCUUUCUUUUUUUUUUUUUUUACACAGAUGUCUUUUACUUUGACAAAUGACCUGCAAGUUGAUCCAUUUGUAUUUCAAAUCCUACGCCAGUACAGAAAGAAAUUCCCAAUAAAAGUAUUAUUUAAAACA